Messenger RNA from Salvia miltiorrhiza (redroot sage), 1161 nucleotides. RefSeq lists its product as uncharacterized. Bases 44 to 1024 code for a protein of 326 amino acids. The record is from RefSeq and is a predicted model, not a curated record. Lineage: Eukaryota; Viridiplantae; Streptophyta; Magnoliopsida; Lamiales; Lamiaceae. Gene Ontology annotation, molecular function: zinc ion binding; nucleic acid binding. The transcript is spliced from 2 exons.
UGGCUGGAUACUUAGUGCUAGGGGAAAACACUUGAUACACUGUAUGGAAGAGAUCAGGACAGCCCUUAUGAUGAGGCAAGUGAAAAAAUUACAUGAUAUGGCAGUGGUUUCUGAUAGGCUUUGUCCUAUGAUCAACAAAAAACUUGAGAAAAUGAAGUUUCAGUCUAGGAACAUGAACACUAUACCUGCACUUGGGGAUAAGUUUGAGGUAGAUGACGAGGGUGAGAAAUAUGUUGUCAAUAUUCCACAGAGGACAUGUACAUGCAGAGUCUGGGAGCUUACUGGUAUACCUUGCACACAUGGUCUUGCUGCCAUCAAGUACUUGAAUGAUGAUGCAUCUAACUUUGUGCAUGAGUAUUACACAAUUUCCAAGUAUUUGCAGGCUUAUAAAUAUGCAUUGGAGCCACUGAAUGGUCCAUUGCAUUGGCCACAGUGUGAGGGUAGUGUGAUUAAGCCUCCAACAGUGAAGAACAUGCCUGGGCGGCCUAAGAAGAAUAGGAUUAGGGAUCCCCAUGAGGUUGAUCCCAAAAAUCCUAAUAGGCUGAAAAGAAAAGGGCUAGUAAUGACUUGUGGUAACUGUGGUGAGCGUGGUCAUAACACAAGGGGCUGUAAGAAGGAGAAGGUCGAGAAGCCAACAAAAGAAAAGGGAGCAAAGGGGAGGCCUAAGAAGAAUGAGGCUACAACAAAGGACAAGGGGAAGAUGCCUGUGAUAUCCAAGGCAGAGCAAAAGCAGAUUGCCAUGGAGAAGGCAAUUGCAAUGAGGGGUGCUGGACUCUACAUCAGUGAGGGCAGUGGCAACCAAUACUUUAGGACACCUGAUCAAAGGGGUGUCACCCAUACCACCCACGGAGGAGAAUCAGGUGGCAGAGGAAGAGGAAGACCAAGGGGUGGUGCAAGAGGAAGAGCUCGGGGUGGUGCAAGAGGAAGCGCUCGAGGUGGUGCAGCCGGCAGUGUUGCAAGCAAUCUGCCGUCAGGAAGCACAUUGUUGGAAUGCUCAGCUACACAAGAGAGCAUUAACAAGUGAUUGAAGACUACAACAACUUUUGAUUUGCUUUUGAAUCUAGGCUUUUGAAUGUCAGUGUUGGAUAAACAUAAAACUAUUCCACCUUUCUGUACAUUAUAACCUUUUUUUGGCACUUUUGAAUCUGAAAUGAUGAAUGA